This is a messenger RNA of Mesorhabditis belari, 1062 nucleotides long. The record is from the annotation of a GenBank genome assembly. Lineage: Eukaryota; Metazoa; Nematoda; Chromadorea; Rhabditida; Rhabditidae.
AUGUUUUUCCGAAAUCGAUCAUUUUUUUAUGCUUUUGUGCCGACGAUAAUCAUCUUUUUGAUUAUUUUUUGGCCGGAUUAUGAUAAAGAAAAGAUUGUGAAAGCAUCUGAUACGGCUAAAUUAUUCUUUAAAAAGUUUCUUGAACGAUUUUCGGUGAAUGAAAAGCAUUUGACUGUGUUAUUGGUUGUGGUGACAGAAAUGGCCGAUGAAGACAUUCAAAGAGCAAUGAAUUUCCUUGAAUGGUUAUGUCCAUCAAGAGAUCAAUGCUCAUUACAAACGCCUUUUUAUCAAAUGAUUUCACAAUAUCGGGUAUCGAAAAGACACCGUUUAACUGCUUGUACAAUCUACAAGAACAUGUCCACUCUUCUCACAGCUAUCAUGUGCUAUUUGCAUAAUCCAUUUCUUAUAAAAACUGCUGGCAAUUUUCGCAAUCAAUGGAAUGAUAAUAGCAAUCUAAAGAGAUGUGGUGAUUGUGUAAAUGCGGAUUGUUUGUUGGGAAUGCUAGAGAAGAAUGGGCGAGAAACGGUGCGAAGAGAUGAUUUCAAAAUGGGAAAUGGUGGAUAUUCAAUCGAUGAACAUGUCAAUCUACAUUUUCUUCCACAAUUAUGGCAAUGCGAGUUCAGCAGUCAGCUCUCAAAUUACAAAAUUCUGAAGUACAGCAGUGCGGAUACUGAAGGAAUUGCUAGACAAUUAGAAGAAUUAUUCGGAAAAGCUGGUGUUAAUGGACAAGAAAUCGAUUUUAUCAAAGAACAAUUACAAGGAGGACGAUCCCUUCAUUCCACAGUUGGUGAUGAGAAAAGAAAAGCAAUUGAGGAAGAGCUCAAAGAAUCUCCCGUUUUGAUGAAACGUUUCAUGGGACUUUUCUUCUUUGAUUAUCUGCUACUUGUCUCUCUUCUGCCGCCAAUUGUCCGCAUCGAUCGCUCGGAUAUCAUUCAAUUUCUCAACUUGAUUCAGAAAAAUCGUAAACAAACUGCAAUUCGACCAUCGACUGUAAAACUCUGGCGUAGCACUUCGAGUAUGAUCUUUCAAUUGGAACAAUUGAAGAAAGCUGGAUACAUGAAA